GGGGCGCGCGCAAAGGAGGGGUGCAGAAAGGGAGAGCACCCGCAGCCCUCCCCGGGCUUGUCCGCUGCACGGAGAGGAGGGCCGCCCCGCUCCCAAGAAGCGGUGCUCGCGCCACGCCCUCCUCCCCUCUGAGCAUGUGCAGAAGGCAUCCCUCCCCCGCCCCAGCGGGUAGGAGGCUGCAGCUGUCCCGCGGGAGAGGGGCCGCUGCCCGCUCGGCCUGAGGCGGCUCUGCCCGGAGACCAGCGCCGCUCCAAGCCCCCAGCACCCGCCAGCAGCAUCAUUCCCUCCCUCGCCGCGGGCCGCAUCCCCCCGGCGCCCCCUUGCACGCCCCCAGAGGCGGCCUGAUGCUGCUGCGGCGCGGCGCUUGCCGGCCGCCGCUCGCCGCGAUGCUCCUGCUGCUGCUGCCGGGAGCCGGAGCCGGGCAGGAGGAGGAGGAGGGGACGCCGCCGAGCCCCCCGCGGCCCUACGCCGUCCUCCGGAGCCAGAACCUGGUUCUGAUGGGGAGCGUCUUCAGCAUUCUGCUGAUCGCCAUGGUCCUGAUGGCGGUGUGCAUCUACAAGCCCAUUCGCCGGCGGUAGUCCGUGAGACAUGUUUCCAGGAUGGCUGGAUUCUGCUCUUGCCCGGUGGCUGGCAUGACGUCUCGAGCCAAGCUCCCCGGUGGCAGUACCAACCCUUGCCAUGUGUCCUGGCAAUCCCAGGCUCCAUCUUUCUUGCAGGUCAAGCUUCUGAACUUCCACAGCUGAUCACAAGACUGAGGUAGUCUUUGCUUCCAUUUCCACUGUUAAAAGUUGCUUUCUCCUGAUCUGACCCCUCUGCCGGGCAUCAGGGAUGUGUUGGCAGAGGCAUGAUCUUCUGAAAUCUGACCAGCACUUCUAGCAUUGAGCACCUAAAGACGGCCACCAGGUUGCCAGACUUCCAAGAAUGCUAAGAAUUUGGUUCCUCCGGAAUGAGAGAGAAGCUUUGAUAGCAACUGUGAUGGACGUUUCUGCCUGUUUUUUGUGUGUUUGGACUAGAGGCAUUUUGUUUUAGGAUUGUUGGCUGUGAUGUUCUAAGUGAGGAAAAGAAUAGCUGUGUGGUAUUGAGCCUGUUCCCCUUCCACUACUGUUUGAAUUUUCCAGUGUUGGAGAUUUUUCCAAUUUUCCUUGGGCGGCUUGACAAAUGGCACCUCCCAAAUGUUCCUUAAGCACAGCAAUGGUGCAUUCUGAGAAACUGGGUUCACUCUCCAUUUUGCCUUCAGCUAUAGGCUGCUCACAACAUGGAACACUCAUAGUUUGUGUAAGAAAUUAGAUACUUCGGAAUUCUCCUUUCACAUGUGGGGAAUGGAUAAUACCUCUUCCUGUUUCUCGCAUUUACACGGUGUGGUUGCUUCUCUGUCCGAACCUCCUGCGCUCCUUCCUCUUCUUCCCCGCAAAAUCCUUCAUUUGUCAGCAGACUCCAACUCCCAUCUUCUCCAGCCAGCCAGUGUUACUGCGGCUGGGAAUGAUGGGAGUUGUAGUCAACCACAUCUGGGGGAGCCUAGCACAGGACCCCCGGCUCUCGAGUAGAUCUUUAGGGCUGGGUCUUCACCAGAUGCACUUAAGUAUAAUCGGUCAGUUUCCCUGCACUAGCUGAACCCACUCCUGUAGCACGGCACUUAACAUCAGUGCUGUUUUCGCAAGAUCAGCUGAAUUCAGCCUGGACUACGACAGGGGAGGCUGGCUACAGCCUCCCUCCCUUCAGCAGAGCGUAACAGCACUUGUUUUAGGAAAGGUGUGUAGCAUCACAGCCAGAGGACUUUGUUUUCUUUCCUUGCACCAUGGGAUUGGUAUGGCGCAAGAAACCUCUAAGCAGCUUCUGUGCCGAAUUCAAGGUACUGUUCUGAAUGUAACCUUGGAACCCUGGUUCUCUGCUAUAGGCACUGUACUGAGCCCAGGGCUAGUUUGCCUGGUCCCUUUUCGCCAGAGAUGGGGCGCCUUGUGGGAGUCUCUUCUGCUUGACAGAUCAACUGCUGUAAGGAUUCCAGGUAUAAACCUGGAGACCGUUGGUACCUGGGACGAUGCAACGUGUAAACUGGCACUGAAAAAUGGCACUUGUGGUUUUGUUCCUGUUCUUUCAUUGCUUUGCACUCUUCAAAGCGGCUUUUCCUGGUGUACAUUUAAUAGGUUUUGGAAUUUAACAAGGGUUAACUUUGUCACUGUGCUAACUUAUUUUUAUUUAGUUGGUUUCACUCCAAUGUCACUUUUGCAAGGAUUCCGCUCCAGUCUCUCUGAGGUCUUAACCUACGAGGAUGAGGUGGCGGUUGUGGGCGUUUGCAUUCUCUUGGAGCAGGUGGCGAUGUGGCCCUGUAAUAAAAUGAGCUUCACGGAGUAGA
Hemicordylus capensis (graceful crag lizard) is the source of this 2350-nucleotide messenger RNA. It is a transcript of the gene C15H12orf76, whose product is annotated as chromosome 15 C12orf76 homolog. The record is from RefSeq and is a predicted model, not a curated record. Bases 345 to 578 code for a protein of 77 amino acids. The transcript has 2 exons. Lineage: Eukaryota; Metazoa; Chordata; Lepidosauria; Squamata; Cordylidae.